Molecule: messenger RNA, 1663 nt
Organism: Trematomus bernacchii (emerald rockcod)
Lineage: Eukaryota; Metazoa; Chordata; Actinopteri; Perciformes; Nototheniidae
Product: ribonucleoside-diphosphate reductase subunit M2-like
Exons: 10
Coding region: 48-1199 (383 amino acids)
Biological process (GO): deoxyribonucleotide biosynthetic process
Cellular component (GO): cytosol
Molecular function (GO): ribonucleoside-diphosphate reductase activity, thioredoxin disulfide as acceptor
Source: RefSeq, a predicted model, not a curated record
GCUUUUAACUUUCACACCGUAACUUAUUUCAUUUUAAACCCGUCACAAUGCUUUCUGCUCGCGCGCCUCUGUCCGCGAAGAAGGAGAACUCUCUCAGCAGUGAGAUGAACAAGAUGGCGCUGGACAAAGAAAACACGCCCCCGAGCCUGAACACCACGCGCAUUUUAGCGUCUAAAACCGCGCGGAAAAUCUUCUCCGACUCAGAGCCCAAAGCGAUGAAGAAGAUUGAGGAAGAGGAGCCGCUGCUGAAGGAGAACCCUCGGCGCUUCGUGGUCUUCCCGAUCCAGUACCACGACAUCUGGCAGAUGUACAAGAAGGCCGAGGCGUCGUUCUGGACCGCGGAGGAGGUGGAUCUGUCCAAGGACGUGCAGCACUGGGAGGCUCUGAAGGACGACGAGAGGUUCUUCAUCUCUCACGUGUUGGCCUUCUUCGCCGCCAGCGACGGCAUCGUCAACGAGAACCUGGUGGAGCGCUUCUCACAGGAGGUGCAGGUGACGGAGGCCAGGUGUUUCUAUGGUUUCCAGAUCGCCAUGGAGAACAUCCACUCAGAGAUGUACAGCCUCCUGAUCAACACCUACAUCAAGGAGCCCGCAGAGAGAGAGUUCCUGUUUAACGCCGUGGAGACGCUGCCCUGCGUGAAGAAGAAGGCCGACUGGGCCAUCAACUGGAUCGGGAACAAGAGCGCCAACUACGGAGAGCGCGUGGUGGCCUUCGCGGCCGUGGAGGGGAUCUUCUUCUCCGGGUCCUUCGCUGCCAUCUUCUGGCUGAAGAAGAGAGGCCUGAUGCCCGGACUCACCUUCUCCAACGAGCUCAUCAGCAGAGACGAGGGUCUUCACUGUGACUUUGCCUGUCUGAUGUUCAAACACCUGGUGAACAAACCGUCUGAAGACACCGUCAGUGACAUCAUCAGGGACGCCGUGACCAUCGAGCAGGAGUUCCUGACGGAGUCUCUGCCCGUCAAACUGAUCGGGAUGAACUGCGAUCUGAUGAAGCAAUACAUCGAGUUCGUGGCUGACCGCCUGAUGCUGGAGCUGGGCUUCUCCAAGAUCUUCCGCGCGGAGAACCCCUUCGACUUCAUGGAGAACAUUUCUCUGGAGGGCAAGACCAACUUCUUCGAGAAGCGCGUGGGCGAAUACCAGAGGAUGGGCGUGAUGUCGGGGACCAGCGACAACACCUUCAGGCUGGACGCUGACUUCUGAGGCCCUGAACGCACCACGGAGAGGCCCUGAACGCACCACGGAGAGACCCUGAACGCACCACGGAGAGAGACCCUGAACGCACCACGGAGAGAGACCCUGAACGCACCACGGAGAGAGACCCUGAACGCACCACACAGGCCCUGAACACACCACGGAGAGACCCUGAAUGCACCCCGGAGAGAGACCCUGAACGCACCCUGGAGAGACCCUGAACGCACCCUGGAGAGACCCUGAACGCACCACGGAGAGAGGCCCUGAACGCACCCCGGAGAGAGACCCUGAACGCCCCACACAGACCCAGAGAGAGACAGAAACCUCUCCUUUAACCUCCUCUCUGAUCUGCACAGUAUUUAAUCCCGAGAGGAAGACCUACUUAGUUUUUAUCUAACGUGCUAUAUUAGUAUGUUUCUAUAGAACGACCUGAUGUGUUUUUAGUUACGCUUUGUACAGUUUUUGUAAUAAAA